AUGUCUUCUUAUCUCAUCACCGGAGCCUCUAAGGGCAUCGGCUUCGAGUUUGUACGCCAACUCGCCACCGAUACGACCAACACGGUCCUGGCGGUUGUGCGAAGCCUCGAUUCACCCAACAUAUCCAAGUUCGCCUCCAGUCACUCUAAUGUGCACCUUAUCAAAGGCGAUGUGAUGGACCCAAAGUCCCUUCUCGAGGCCGCCUCAGCCGCUGCCGCCAUCACAGGCGGAAAACUUGAUGUGCUUAUCCACAACUCUAACGCAGUCGAUAUGGCCACUAUGUCCUACACCCCGAGUCAGAUUCCCUUUGAUAUUCAAGCUACUCGGGAUAUGUUUGAACCUUCCCUUAAUACUGCGAUUUAUGGUGGUCUCUGGACGACAAAUGCCUUCCUGCCCUUGAUUGAAAAGGGCGUGCAGAAGAAGAUCGUGCAUAUAUCUAGCGGCAUGGCAGAUUUGGAUCUCAUCAAAAAAAGUGGCCUUAGCUAUGCUGUCGCAUACUCUGUCUCAAAGGCCGGAAUGAACGUCCAAGUUGCCAAAUAUGCAACAGAACUUGCACCCAAAAACAUCAAGGUGUUGGCCUUAAGCCCUGGAUGGGUUGAUACGUGGGAGGGAGAGAUGCCUGCAGAGGUAGCACAGGCAAACCAGUUUAUGCUGGAGCAGUUCCGGGCUGUAGAUCCUUCAAUCCAGGGCCAGAUUCGGCCUGAGGAAAGUGUUAGAAAGAGCCUCAAGGUUAUUGAAGAUCUGGAUUCUGAGAGAAGUGGUUCUUUUAUGAGCCAUAAUGGAAAUACCGUGAACUGGUUUUAA
Molecule: messenger RNA, 804 nt
Organism: Penicillium waksmanii
Lineage: Eukaryota; Fungi; Ascomycota; Eurotiomycetes; Eurotiales; Aspergillaceae
Product: SDR family oxidoreductase
Exons: 2
Coding region: 1-804 (267 amino acids)
Molecular function (GO): oxidoreductase activity, acting on the CH-OH group of donors, NAD or NADP as acceptor
Source: RefSeq, a predicted model, not a curated record